UUGUCAACCGGAAACGUGUUUUCUAAUGUUGCGAAGGUGUUGUCUGGGUAACGUCCUCUUCCCAAAUCAAACUACUAAAAAAAAAACCUGUUGAUGGAAAAUUCCUAAACUCAUUCAUCAAGUGGACUUCGACAAUUUUAUUUAUUUGCUAUUUGUUUGACACUGAAUAGAUAUUUUUGGUUCGCUGAUUUUGCUCUUUGGAAUAGAAUUAUUUCAAAUAAGGGCAUGUAUUUUACUUUUCUUCUCAGAAUUAGUUGGAAAAAAUUUUGAUAUCCAGAAAUUUAGUGAUUUGUAAUGAAGCUAUGGAGGAUAUGGAAAAGAAAAAUAAAAUGUUUGGGUUUUAUUUGCUUAAUUCCGUUAUUUUUAAUGGUCAUUGUCUUCUUCAAAUCUCACUUCAUGUUAGAUGAUGAGUUUGAACCACCUCAUGUUAAGAAGGCUAAUGGACAAGAGGAAUAUAUUGAUAAACGAGGAAUUCAUGUAAUUGUCGGGCAUUAUAUUGGAAAUGAUUUACCUUGGAACCCAACCCCCAAUUUGACUGAUGAAAUUUUAAACACCAAUGGAUAUGCUCCAUUAAAAAAUGCUGGGGCCAUGGGUGAGGCUUAUUUUGUAUUACCAUCUGAAAGAGAAAGAAGCAAGACACUUUUUUACAUCAACAAAUUUAAUCUACUUGCGAGUGAUAGAAUUCCUGUGAAUAGGAGUUUGCCUGAUGAACGAAGAAAAGCCCUUUUUAAAAAAGAGUCUUGAUAAUUAUGUUGCCCAUCUUCCUGUUCCUGUGAAAAUCAUCCGAUCUGCCAAUCGCACUGGGUUGAUCCGAGCUAGACUCCUUGGUGCGGAUGUUGCCUCCGGCGAUGUUCUAACUUUUUUGGAUGCACACUGCGAAUGUUCAGAAGGAUGGCUUGAACCAUUACUGGCUAGUAUUACUGAAGACAGGAAGCAUGUAGUUUGUCCAGUUAUCGAUAUUAUUCAUGAUGAAACAUUUGCUUAUAUUCGAAGCUUUGAACUGCAUUGGGGAGCCUUCAAUUGGGAUUUACAUUUUCGUUGGUAUCCCGUGAGUGAAAGGGAGUUGAGGUCUCGUCAAAAUGAUACGUCUGCACCAUUCAGGACGCCUGUAAUGGCUGGUGGCUUAUUUGCAAUUGACCGUUCUUACUUUGAAGAAAUUGGUCGAUAUGAUGAAAGAAUGGAUAUUUGGGGAGGAGAGAAUAUAGAACUAUCUUUUAGAGUGUGGCAGUGUGGUGGUUCCAUCAGUAUUGUACCUUGCUCACACGUGGGUCAUGUUUUUCGCAAAUCUUCUCCUUACUCAUUUCCUAGGCCUGGUGGAGUUGGAGCUGUUCUUUAUCAAAAUCUUGCUAGAGCUGCUGCAACAUGGAUGGAUGAAUGGAAAGAGUUUUAUUUUAAAAUUAAUCCCCAAGCUGCCAAAAUGAACAGAAAUGUUGAUGUGAAUGACAGACUAGAAUUAAGGAAGAAAUUGAAUUGCAAAAGCUUUAAAUGGUAUCUUGAAAAUGUUUGGCCAGAACACUUUCUACCCACUGAAAACAGACUCUUUGGAAAAAUUCGUAGUUUGAAAAAUGAUAAAUGCAUACAAAAAGGUUCUGUAUCUGCUGCACAGCAAAAUAUUGGAAAAGUGAAGUUGUUUCCUUGUGUGUUUGAAGUUUAUCCAAAACAGCUUUUUGUUUAUAACGAAAAAGGGCAAGUGAUGACAGAUGAGUCGAUAUGCUUGGACUCACCUGAAGGUGCUGAAGACACUUAUGUUGUGAUGCUAGCUUGUAGCGAUUUAUUGAGACAGAAAUGGAAAUAUAUUCCAACUAAGCAAAUAUUUCUUCAUAUCAAAUCUGACCUGUGUUUGAGUCUUCCAUCAAAAUCAAGACCUGAAGCUUUAACCCUUCAGACAUGUGAUGGAUCCACGAGCCAAAAAUGGGAUUUUGAAUCUGUGGAUUGGACAAGUUAAAUUUUAUUGAUUACAUUAAUUUCCAGUAGAUACGCCCCACCUGUGAAAAACAUCGCUAAAAAUUUCAAUAAUCAUCCUAUAAGCUUCACUGUCGUAAAGGUGGCAUUUCCAUUUUUUACUCAUUAACAUAAGUAUAAAAUAUCACUAGAUUUAUUCAAUUAUAUUGACAAAAAGUACUAUAUAUACAGGGUUCUCACAGUCUUUAAAAACUGCUUAAUUUUAAUGUUGGAAAAUAAGGGCCCGUAAAAGUACUUAAUUUUGGUUCAAGAUUUUUAAAAGUGCUUAAUUUUUUGGCAUCACUAUGGUUGAAAGGAAAAAUUUUUCAGUUCAAUUUUUUAAAACAAAAUGUCGUUCUUUUAUCUCUUAGAAUUAAACAGCGCAUCGAGGGUAAAGCAUAUUAGAGAGACAAAAAUUAAUGUGGGGGGGGGAGCUACAGACAAGGGGAAGAACGCGUGUCCUUUCAUUAAUAUAUUGGUUCUUUCAUUAAUAUGUUCUGCCUUUUGCCUAGAAUGAUACCCUGUGAGGAAAGUGAAGCAUUCUAAAAUAAAAGAAUAGUGUGGACAAGGGGGAUACUGCACAUGGGGGGGGGGUAGUUUCAAGGUACCUAAGUUGAAGACCCACACUAACCUUCAAAAUUGACAGAAUUCAGUUCUACUGGUAACCCAUCUGCUUAUAACUAUUUCCUAAAAUCUUGAAGUAUUAAAUAAAUUUGUAUAAUAUUUCAAUGUGUAAUAAGUAACUGUACAUUUAUAGAAAGCAUUAGUUUUUAAAUAAAUCUACUGAUAUCGCAAAAUUGUAAUGUGUGGCUUUGGGAAAUUAAUUCUUCGAAUAGGCCACACAUCUUGACAAGUGAAGUUUUUAACACACAUACGCUGUGGCUUAUCUACCAGAAAUUACUGCACUUUCAAUUGCUGUCAAAUCAAAUUUUUGUUCUCAAUUUUAAGUUAGCUUAAAUAUCACCAUUGAUUAUUAUAAAAAGAGAAUCGUCGAUCAUACUCUUGGAAGGAAAACCUAUGCAUAACUUAAGUUUUUUUUUUAAUUUAUACUGUUGUUUUUAAUUGUCUUGUCCUUGUUUAAACUGUUGGGUAGGAUUUAUUAGGAAAAAGCAGGAAACUGCUGAUCGGUUUUGUUUCAGGGAAUUUCGCUUAUUCUAAAUCUCACUCUCUUUCUGUGAUAUUUUUUUUUAACAUUCCUGUGUGAAGGUGCACUUCUACAAUGUUUCAUCGUUAUGUUUUUUAAUUAUUACUGAAAUUUCAUAAAAUUGUACUAAUGCUAUUCAAAAAAAUGCAUGAUAUUUUAUUCUGGGUGGAGUUAUUAUGUGAUAUUUUUUAAGUGAAAAAUAAAAAGCACCAAUAUUUUUAUUAUAAAUACUUGUGUUUAAAAACUUUUUGCUGAUAAGCAAUAAAUAAGUGCUCUGGAUGAUUUAAAAUGAUGCUACAUGAUUUAUAUAUGAAUAGCUUUUAUAAAAUCUGUUUUUAAAUUAUCUUUUUUUUUCAUUAUAAAUAUUUGUGUGUAAAAGGUUUUUGCUGAUAAGCAAUAAAUUAGUGCUCUGAAUGAUUUAAAAUGAUGCUACAUGAUUUACAUCUGAAAGUGUUUUUUGAAAUAAUGUAAAACAUUUUAUCCAAGCUGAUGUUGCAAAUGAUUUUUAAAAAAAUUAAAGAAACAUAGAGAGGCAUUAUUUAAAAAAAUUUUAAACAAUAUUAUUUUCCAUUCCAUUGGUAUUUCUAUCUUUCUGCAUCUGUUUCAUAUCUUAUUUUAAAAGCUGAAAAUUUCUAAGAAAUAUUUUUUUAUAAAAAUCUUUGGAAUUUUUAUAUGGUAGUUACUUUUUUAAUAUAUAUUUUAAUUAAUUUGUUUUUGUGGUAGGCAGGCAAUUCUUGCAAUUAAAGUUUCAACUGGAACUUUGUAUCAGGCAAAAGUGCAAGUUUAAACCAUUUCUUGACUGUUACAAGCAGAGUUUAUAAUCAUUCAAAAUUAAUUUGCUUAAAAAUAUUAUUUAACACCAUUUACUAUUUUAAUACUAUAUACACUAAAAACUGUGAUUUUCAUGAUAUUAUUUGCCAGAAUCAAUGGUUCAAAACAAGUUGGGGAUAAUAUUUGUGUAGAUUGAUCAAGAGAUAUUUUACAAAGCAUUUAUACAAUCCCACUUACAAAAGUACUAAUACUACAACAGUAACAGUACCUGUAUAAGAUUCAUAUUAGAGCAGAUUUAUAUAAAUAUGGUAAGCAUAUCUUCUGAAGAAGAAUAUAUUCAAAUUAAAAUCAAUUUUAUAUCCAGUAAUAAAAUAUUUUUUGUAAUAUUACAAAAUUUAUAAGUUUUUAUUCAAUAUUUAUGCAUUCCAAUUCAGUAUUAAUGUAGUUUUGAGUCAUGUCCUUCUUAUUUCCUACUACUUUAUUUUCUUAGAUUUAAACUUGUUUUCUGUUAAAGGUAUCAUUUUUAAUUCAUUAAUAUUUCAUUUUAAAAAUUUAUUCGUUGUAGUAUUGUGUACUUAUAAAUCUGUAACAAUGCCAUAAGUAAAUUUUAUUUUUUCAAAAAAAAUAAUAAUUACCAUAAGACACACGCAUGCAUCUACAAUGGUUUACAAACUUAUAUUCAUAAGAUCAUCAUUACAUUUUAGCAUUUUGAUAAAGCUCUUUGACUGAUUUUAGCUCAAUAAAACCCUGAAACCUACAUUUACAUAUACACUUCAUAAUGUAUUUUAUACAACAAAUUUCAAUUCCUUUAUUCAGGUUGAAACAGCUUAAAUCUUGUUAUCAUCCAAGUGGUUAUUUUAUACUGUUUGGUACAUUUUGUGUUGUUUGUUAAAGUCUUCCAUUGUUUUUUUAAAUAAAUAUUUUGUACCUGA
Molecule: messenger RNA, 4788 nt
Organism: Parasteatoda tepidariorum (common house spider)
Lineage: Eukaryota; Metazoa; Arthropoda; Arachnida; Araneae; Theridiidae
Product: polypeptide N-acetylgalactosaminyltransferase 13
Biological process (GO): protein O-linked glycosylation
Cellular component (GO): Golgi apparatus
Molecular function (GO): polypeptide N-acetylgalactosaminyltransferase activity
Source: RefSeq, a predicted model, not a curated record